UGUUUUUUCUCAUUGUCGUCUGCUACUUGUUUGGUUCAUGUCAAAAGAAAAUUAAAUAUUAUAAAAGUUUAUUUAUUUAUUUAUUAAUUUAACAUUAAAAUGUCUCUUUUUCCUGCUUAUUCAAAUGAAAAAGAUGCAGAAAAAUCAAAUUCAAACCAUACAGAGGAAUCACCGAGUGAUAACAAUAAAGUUGAUUGGCUUUCUAACGUAAGUUUUCAAUCAGGAAUAUCCUUCAACAAACCCAUUGAUAUAUCAACUUCAUCAUCGGAUUUAUCAGAAAAUGAUUCUAUUCAAGUACCAAGUUCAUCUAAAUUAGAAAUAAUUCCUGAGAAUGUAAAAAUUGUGACAAGCAGCAGAGAAGUUAAUUUACGAAAACAUAAGAAAAAAAAGAAACGUAAAAGUAAAGUUGCAAAAAAAUAUGAAUCAAAAGUAGAAAAUGUUUAUUUUGAGGAUCGAAUUCUAGACACAAGAAUGUGUACAGUAGACACAUUGUGCUCGAGAGUUCGUCCUUUGUACAAUUUAUCCGAAUAUAGUCUAAGUUUCAUUUCUGGAAAACGAACGAAAAAACGUUCAAUUCGUCGAUAUUAUUCAAAAAAUAUUGAUAUGAUUGAACAAUCCAAGAAGAAGGAUACAAUUAUUAAGAGGACAAAAACAAACGAACCGGAGGAAUGUUUACCCGAAUGGUGUGUAAAUAUUGAAGAAGAACAAACAAUAAAGACACAAAAUUUUAAUCAAAAAUUAGAAGAAGAUCCCAACGAUAUCCAAAUUUGGCUUCGUUUUAUCGAAUUCCAGGAUGAUGCAAUUAUUUAUCAGCCAUUUAAAAAUAAUUCACGUUCGAUACUUGAAAAAAAGUUGUCUAUCGUUGAGAAGGGUUUGGAAAAGAAUCCCGGCUCCUUAGAUUUGGAGAAAAUGAAAUUAUUCCUCAUGUCUGAGCUUUUACCGGCUGAUCAAUUCUCCAACGAAUUGGAGACUCUUCUCAGUAAAGAUUCGGGUAAUUUGAUUCUAUGGCAAACUCUAAUUAUGACAAUACAAUCGUCAGUCGCAUUGUGCUCUUCGCCAAGUGUUUUGAAUUUAUUUACAAGAUGCCUUUUUAUUUUACGACAACGAUCAAGAGCAAAUCCACGAAUUUACGAUGCGCAAGUUUUAAAUACAAUGUUUCAGUGUUUGAUGUUUCUCAGACAUGCGGGACUUUGGGAGCAAAUGUGGGAAACGAUAAGAAUGAAUUUAUGUUUAAAUCUGGAUUUACGGAAGGAGAAUUUACAAUUUCAAAGUUCGAUUGAUGAGAAAAAUCUUAUUGGAAUGGAGGAAGUAAUUCUAACGUCAAAACUUCCGUUGAAUCAACUUUGGCUUCGAGUGGAAUCAUUGAGGGAAAGAUGCCACUGGCUUAGUGUAACUAGCGAUCAACUUGAAUUGGUUGGAGAUUCAAAGAGAUUUGUUUUACCUGAAGAUGUGGCCGACUUUGUUCAUCCCUUAGUCUCGCGAAAUUCAAAUUUCCACCUGGCAAUUUAUUCGCUCUUGGCACUCAAAGUGCCUCUGCUACCAACUCGAGAUAGUACUUUAAAGAGUUUAGGACUGAAGGAUCUGAACUGGAUUUUCGAUUCCCUGGAAGUUUUACUGCCAUUCGCUUAUCCUUGCGUAGGAGAAACGGCUGGUUUUCAAAAAAGAAAAUCCCUCGUCGAAGGUUUAAUUCAAGGACAAUUAACAUCGGGCCCGCAAUAUUUGCGAUUUCAUCCCGCGCAAGAACCUUUUUUGGAAUUCUUAAGAUCAACAUUUAGAGUAAUUGCCGAAGCUUUGCCGCCUUUAGAGAGAACAAGCAUUUACAUCUGGUGGUUGCGAUUCGAAAGAAUGUUAGUUUAUUUCGGAAAAGAUGAUCCCUUAAAAAGUGACAAUCGUGGCAAAAAGUUGAAGAACAUAGUAAAGGAAUUUCUAAAGAAAGUCGAAAAUCGAAAUAAUUUACAUUUUUAUCGCGAGUACGCACUCAUUGAAUAUGAACAAGGACAUUUCGAAAGUUCUGUAACUAUUUUAGAAACUGUUCUUGCAUCGAAUAAUUUUUGUCCAGCGACAUUGAAAAAUGCAGAUGAAAAAUUGACAGUCAUGAGUAUUUAUAGGACACUUUUUGAAAUUUUACUCAAUACGAGAACUUAUCGUUUGACAAAUAUUGAAAAACUGAAAAAAAUUGCAAUGACACUGGUGCCUGAAACAUCGGGUAAUCGUUUAUUGUUGGCGUAUAAAUUUUUACGUGAAUCUGUCGACGAUUUUCUCUCUCACGAGAUAAUGGAUGAAAGUAUUGAUGCUUUCUUUUUACCAAACAUGAUGUGCGAUACGAUUACGUGUUGUGCGUAUCUUUCAUUGAUUUUGGAUCGGAAUAUUAGUGAAAUUACGAAUAUGUUUCGAAAUUGCGUGGAACAUUGUAAAAAUGCCCCGGAAUUGAAGGAGCGUCUGUACGAAAGCGAAUUAACACUCUUGCAAUUCCAUGCAGAAAAAAUUCACGAAUCGAAUCAGUCUUUGAAAGAAAUUUUAAACGAAGCUUCGCUUUUAUAUCCUGACAAUUUUUACCUUCUUUCUGUAUUCGCUGAUGUUGAGUAUGAAUUACCGACGUGGCGGCAAAAUAAAUCAGGAAAAAUUCGUCUAUGGCGAGCGAUCACCAUGUGCAUGGCUGAAAAUUCAAGGAUUAAAAUUCUGAAAGAGAAUAAUCUUUUGGAUGCAUCAGGAGCACUUCUCAAUAAAUUAUUGUCAUUCUAUCGGAAACUUGCUCGCAAUCCUGACAUUUGUCAUUGUCCACUUUUGUGGAGACUGUUCAUAUUAUUGUUACGGGAGGAAAAUCUUUCCGAGAAAAAGGGAGAAGACGCUUAUCACGAAAGUGUAAUAAAUUGUCCAUGGGCCCGAUGUAUUUAUAUAGAUUCAGCAGAAAUUGCUCCUCAGCAAUUGACACAAAUUCAAGAUGUCAUUCGAGGAAAAGAAUUGAGAAUACACGUCACUCCUGAGGAGUUGGAUAUCCUCAGAAGUUAAUUUCUUCUUGUAAAUAUUUUUUAAUACUAUAAUUUUUUUACACCAUGAUAAAAACCAUAAUUUUAAGAAAUACCAUGUCAAAGUACAUUUAAUGUAAAUAAAAUUUAAAUAUAUUUUUCA
This is a messenger RNA of Leptopilina heterotoma, 3129 nucleotides long. Its product is annotated as nuclear exosome regulator NRDE2. Gene Ontology annotation, biological process: regulatory ncRNA-mediated post-transcriptional gene silencing; negative regulation of RNA catabolic process. The record is from RefSeq and is a predicted model, not a curated record. Gene Ontology annotation, cellular component: catalytic step 2 spliceosome. NCBI's taxonomy places the organism in Eukaryota, Metazoa, Arthropoda, Insecta, Hymenoptera, Figitidae. The transcript is spliced from 10 exons. Bases 100 to 3009 code for a protein of 969 amino acids.